Molecule: messenger RNA, 606 nt
Organism: Uncinocarpus reesii 1704
Lineage: Eukaryota; Fungi; Ascomycota; Eurotiomycetes; Onygenales; Onygenaceae
Exons: 2
Coding region: 1-606 (201 amino acids)
Source: RefSeq, a predicted model, not a curated record
AUGGGCGCUUCGGCAUCCAAACCUGCCCGGGCUGCAGCCUCAGCAGCCAGUCGACGACAAUACCCCAAGCAGCCUUCCCCCUCCACAACCACCACCAAACCGCACGCGCAGCAGCCACCAGCAGCAGCAGCACCCCAGAAAACACAGGGCCCAAUCUACCACUCCAACGAGAAACCAAGCCAGACAAAAUCCCAAGCCAUCGACCUCGACGCCCGCGAUCCCCAUUUCGCCGCCUCCCUCCGCUCCAUAGGCCCCGUCAUCCCUAACCCAACCUUUUCCCACUCCAGCACAUUCAACCGCCAAAACGUGACGCCGUCUUCAUCUUCAUCUUCCUCCUCCACCUCGUCUCCACCGCCUCCCAGCCCCGCAAUCCAAACCCUCUCUGCCCGCUCUAACCUCGCUAGAUUCGCCGAGCAGGAGCUCGAAUCCUUCGGAAAACGAAGCCAUGAGGGCAGACAGUUCCUCGACGUGGUUACUAUACAGCAAGUCCUUGCCAUGAGGGAUAGGGAAGGUGUGAGCCCGGAUCUGAUUGAGAGACAUUUCAGGCUAAAGGCGGGUGUGGUGGGCAAGCUAGGGACUAAAGGGGUGGUGGGCGAGGUCAGAUAG